This is a messenger RNA of Mucor mucedo, 1599 nucleotides long. Its product is annotated as regulator of chromosome condensation 1/beta-lactamase-inhibitor protein II. The transcript has 2 exons. Lineage: Eukaryota; Fungi; Mucoromycota; Mucoromycetes; Mucorales; Mucoraceae. Bases 115 to 1413 code for a protein of 432 amino acids. Gene Ontology annotation, molecular function: guanyl-nucleotide exchange factor activity. Gene Ontology annotation, cellular component: cytoplasm. The record is from RefSeq and is a predicted model, not a curated record.
GUAAAUAAAAAAAAACCAAAUAGAAUGAGUAAGUUGUAGGUAAAAAGACAAAAAGCAUUAGAAAAUAACCAAAGCUUUGUCUUAGCCAACAAAAGACAAAACAGCGACGUUGAAAUGGCAGAUGCAUCACCUUUGUCACCACCAAUGAAGCGUGGACAAGCGCAAGAAGUUGCUCAAGUUAAAAGAGUUAAACAUACAGCAUUAAACAACAUUGUGAAAGCACCUACCACGGUUGGUAAAGUUUUCGUUUUUGGAACCGGUGACACUGGUCAACUUGGUUUAGGUGAUGUAUUUUUGGAACGUAAGAAACCCAUGCCUCUUAAGGCACUUGAUGACGAGGAUAUCGUUGAUGUUGUUUGUGGUGGUAUGCAUUCUAUCGCCCUUACUAAGGAAGGAAAGCUUUGGUCUUGGGGUUGUAACGAUCAACGUGCUUUAGGAAGAUCUGGAGACGAAUAUGUUCCUGGAAAGGUCGAGAAUAUGGACGAUGUUAAGGUAGUAAAGGUGGCCUGUUGUGAUUCCGUUACAAUGGCACUUUCAGACGAGGGAAAGCUCUAUUGUUGGGGUACUUAUCGUUGUGCAGAAGGACCUCUUGGUUUCUCUCGCGAUAAAGCUGUUCAAGAUGUCCCCGCUUUGUUCGAGCCUUUUGCAAAGAAAGUCAUUGUUGAUAUUGCUGCCGGUACUGAUCAUUGUUUGGCUUUAACAAAAGAUGGACGUGUUUUUGUUUGGGGUAACGGUCAACAAUUUCAAUUGGGCCGUCGUAUUAUGGAACGUCAUUUAAUUAAUGGUCUUCGUCCUGAAACUUUGAAUUUAAAGAAUAUCAAGCUCAUUGGAACUGGUUCUUAUCAUUCCUUAGCUGUUAAUGCUGACGAUUCAGUUCUUGUUUGGGGACUCAACAAUUACCAACAAUGUGGACUUGCAGAUGAAAACAAUGAACCUGCACCUCAUGCCAUUACGAAACCAACAGUCAUUAAAUCUCUUCAAGGAAAAGGAGCCAUUAAAUCAGUCGUAGCUGGUGAACAUCACACUAUUGUUUUAAUGGAAAACGGAACUUUAUAUACUUUUGGUCGUGCUGAUUCAAAUCAGUUGGGUUUACCAACUGAACUCGUUAAGCAGUUGGAAACCCGUGAAGAAAAUGGAGAAGCAUCUUCCUUCAAGACCUGUGUGGGUAUCCCUACUUUGGUACCCAAUCUUACUGAUGUCACAGAAAUUGCCACUGGUACCAACCAUGUCAUUGCUACAACUGCAUCCGGAAAGGCUUACACUUGGGGUUUUGGUGAAUGCUAUGCAUUAGGUAAUGGCUCCGGUAAUGACGAAGCCACUCCUACCGAAUUGACAGGACAAAAAUUGGAAGGACACAAGGUUAUCCGUGUUUCCGCUGGUGCUCAACAUUCCAUGAUUCUUGCUACCCUCUAAACACCCCCCUCCCCCGUUUUUUCUUCUUCUCAUCUACUAUACAUACAGCAUCCUAAUCCAAUAGUCUCCAAUCAUUUAUGUAAAAUAAAUAAAAUUUCACGCUGUUUAUAUUAAAUACUAUUUUAUUACUGUUGUUGGGUAUUUCUUUUCCUUGAAAAUUCAAAGACUUCGGUCACAGCUUCCUUA